CGAGCUCUGUUUCGAUUAGCUUUGCCUUACAGGAACCAAUCCGUUUAUUCUGUCGGACUUUGCUUCCUCGAGCUGCUGUCAUUUCGUUUCUGGACACAGAAAUGUUUCGCCACGACGCGCGAUUAAUCACGGAAGAAGAAUCGGAUGUCACAGGAGUGAACGAGACGACAUGACGAGUUUUUUAUGAAACGCAAAAGACGAGAUGAAGACAUCGAAUGGUUGGUGGAAACCAUGAGGGAUGACACACUGUUGUGGCCCAAUGCGGACACAGUUGCAGGGGCAGAUUGAAUGCUGCUGAAGUCUCAAGGCUCUGAGCCUUCUGGAGUGCUGCCAUGACCAGUCAGGGAGGCAGCAAUGUGGACACACCCAGCCACCUGCCUUCCUCGCCAUCCUCAUUCCUCCGGUCGUCCUCAGGUCCAAAACUACAUGUGCAGCGCUCACUCUCCCGUGACACAAUCACCAUCCAUUUCUCAACCCAGGGCAAGGAGGAGGAAGAAGAGGAUGAAGAGCUCUACAAAUUGGCCAUGUCCACAUCUGCUGUGGAUGUUGAUGAUCAGGGCAUAGUCACAGCUUUGGAGGCCAGCGAGGAGUUGCUGUUCGAAGGAACAGGUACGGGUUCAAGGGUGCCCUCUGCGUCUUCUACUAUAACAUCAUCUUCUGCAGUCACCCAUACGCAAAGCUCAGCUUUAGCCAUCCAACCAACAUUCACCAGCCUUGGCUCCUCCUCCGUUUAUAGCCCUGCUAGCUCCUCCUGGCCCUCAGAGCACUGGUCCCAACUCCCACCACCUGCCACUUAUUCUGCCUCUUCCACUUCAUCACCAGUCAAGUCCACAGCUGUGCACUCAAAGCCAUUCCUCAGCCUUGUGAGGUCUCUCUCCACUGAAGUGGAGCCUCGUGAAGGCAUCCCUUCAGCCACUGCCCCACAGACUAUGCGACACCGACAUCUGAUGAAGACUCUAGUCAAGUCUUUGUCCACUGACACGGCCCGUCCUGAACAGGAAGCCCCAUCACACCGGCCUCUUGAUUCCCGUCGCAACCUGCACCUUUUCAAACCUUUUACCCAACCUCGUGUCCCAACCAAUGCCAGUGGUGACUCCAAAACAGCGCCAUCUUCUCCCAUUGCUUCACCCGAUGGGCGUUCAUUCUUCAAGGUACAGGAAGUUGAAGCACGUAUUGAAGAUACCAAGCGGCGCCUCUCCGAGGUAAUGUGUGAACCCCUACAGCUGCUUAGCAAGAUUAUUGGUGAAGAAGGAGGAAGUACUGCUAGUGGAGGUUCAGUGACUGGAACAUCAUGGGGGCCCCAACAUCCCAAAAGUCUCUCAUCUAGCGCCUCAGAGCUCUGUAGUCUUACAGCCCUCAAUGGCCACUUGGAAAGCAAAACUGACUAUUGCAUCAAAGAGGAAGAUGACUUGGAGGGAGAAAGUCCACCAGGGAUAGCCACCAAUGUUCCGGUUAUACCCAAGUCACCUUCACUAGGCCUUGACAGGUGCUUUAUGUCAGUCCUGGCCAGGCAGGAAGAUGAAGAGUUCUGUGAGCUUUACAGUGAAGAUUUCGAGCUCUGCACAGACACGGAAGCAGAUGGUGACUUUGGCACCUCCACCCAACUCCAACGGGGUAGCACAGCAUGCAGUGAAGAACCAACUGAGGGGGGUGAGGAGGAAGAAGAUGAGGACGAGGAAGAGGUCCCUCCGACCAUACCACAUAAUGGACUUCUCCUGCUCAUUUCUGUUGUGUAUGGCUACUUUGUUUUGCCGUUGCCCACGUACAUAGGUGGUGUUUUGCUUGGAGUAGCUGCAGGCUUCAUGCUAGCAAUACUGGUGGUGUGGUUGUCAGCUCCUCGUGGUUCUUCUUGGGGUCCUCACUUCAGACGAUGUAAGAGAGAACGCUGGAAUGGGGUUCCACUAGACAUCAAAGAGCCAAUCAUCUAUAAGGGUUGGAUGAACGAGAUUUACAGCUACGACCCAGAGACGUACCACGCGACCCUAACCCAUUCAGUAUAUGUGCGUCUUGAAGGCUCUGUGCUGCGUCUGUCCAAACCCAACCGCAAUAUUCCCCGCCGUGCCACCUUCAGUGAACCCAAACCUGACAUCACGUACAUCAGCCAGAAGAUCUACGACCUGACCAACAGCAAGAUCUACCUGGUGCCCCACAGCCUGGCCAGAAAACGUGUGUGGAACAAAAAGUAUCCCAUUUGCAUUGAGCUGGCCAAACAGGAUGACUUCAUGUCGAAGAGAGACCAAACUGAAGCGGAGGAAGAGAAAAUCCUGGCUUCAGGUGAAAGGACUGAGGGGGUAGGGGGUAGCGAGGAAACAAAGCGCUCCACAGAGCCUGUCCUGUACCUGUUCGGGAGGACAGGAAGAGAGAAAGAAGAAUGGUUCAGGAGAAUGCUGCUAGCCUCCAGGCUCAAAGCUGAGAUCAAGAAACCCACUGACCUGCUUGCAUCUUGCCUCCCUUCCUACAGCAGUGGGAGCAGCCAAGCAGGCGCUUUGUCUCACAGCUGCAGCAGUAGUCAGGGCAGUCUAGAUGACGUGCUACAGUCUAAACCACGGCAGAAAGAUGUCAAACAAAAAGUACUGGACUACAACGUCUACAUGGCUAAAUAUAUCAGCCACUCUUCAGGGAGUCCAAAUCCCAGCCCUCUUCACAGUACUGACAGCAGUCCGAGGAACGUAACGAAGUUCCCAGCAGUUCCAGGCACAGAGGCUGAGUCUGAGGCCUGGGUCAACGCCCUACUGGGCCGCAUCUUCUGGGACUUCCUCAGGGAGAAGUACUGGGCUGAUAUGGUCUCCAAAAAGAUCCAAAUGAAGCUGAGUAAGAUCCGGCUGCCAUACUUUAUGAAUGAGCUGACACUGACUGAACUGGACAUGGGUAUGGCCAUUCCCAAGAUUCUUAAGGCCUCCAAACCAUCAGUGGACCAUCAAGGUCUAUGGUUUGACUUGGAGAUCUCUUACACUGGAUCUUUCCUGAUGACUCUGGAGACGAAGAUGAAUCUGGCCAGGCUUGGGAAGGAGGGAGAGAGCAUUGGAGAACAAGGAAAAGAGGGACCACGUACAUACUGCCUGGCCGACAGCGAUGAGGAAUCCUCCAGUGCCGGAUCAUCUGAUGAGGAGGAUCCAGCAGAAGUUCCUGAAAUGCCAGGGACAGAGGGGUUCGUCGGAGGACACCGGCCGAGCAAGAUCAUGCGCUUUGUAGACAAGAUCACAAAGUCAAAGUAUUUUCAGAAGGCCACCGAGACGGAGUUCAUAAAGAAGAAGAUGGAGGAGAUGUCCAACACUCCUCUUCUCCUCACUGUGGAAGUGCAAGAGUGCAGGGGCAUGCUGGCCAUCAACAUUCCACCUCCCCCUACAGACAGAAUAUGGUACGGCUUCAGGAGGCCUCCUCAUCUCGAGCUGAAAGCCCGACCUAAACUUGGUGAGAGAGAGGUCACUUUCGCCCAUGUUACUGACUGGAUCGAGAAGAAACUGGAUCAGGAGUUUCAGAAAAUAUUUGUCAUGCCAAAUAUGGACGACGUGUGGUUACCCAUCAUGCACUCAGCCAUGGACACACGGUCCAGCGUGAACUUAGCUACUGUGACGACCGAUGCCUUGAAAGAUGCGGCUCCUUUGGACCUUGAACAAACUGCGGAUGACUUUUGAAGGCUGAUAAAACUGUCAUAUGAGACUUUGGGGAGUCAGCCAAGGGCACUUGCUAGAUUAUGUUCUUAACUGAAGGUUAGCUGGAAAUAUAUGAGUGUGUCUAAAGGCAUAGUAGUAAACUAAUGCAUUUGUAUUAGACCUUGAACUGAGUCGAGUUCUGCUGAAUAAUGCUUUACGAGCAGAGGCAGUUCUGGCAGUGUUUGAUACAUUUUUGGUAAUUAAAACAUACAACCUUGGAUUAAAGUCAGCUAUGGCUACAGCAAACGUCUGGGUUGAAGAACUCGCAUACGACCACAUUAUUAGGAACACCUGCCCAUUCAGGCUACUAUUCAGUCAGACAGUCAAGUGGCAACAGCGCAAAAACAUAAAAUCAUACAGAUACAGGUCAAGAGCUUAUUUUUAGCUUCAAACCAAAUAUCGGACUAGUGGAAAAUAUGAUGAAGUGACUUUGAGAGUGGCAGGAUUGCUGGCACUAGGCUAGUUUGAGAAUUUCUGAAACUGCAGAUUUCCUGGGAUUUUCACAAAUACUGGUCUUGCACUAGGUUAGACAGAAUGAAUAAAUGUAUGAACAAACGAAUGAACAAAAGAAUAUCCAGUGGGCUGCAUAUCUGUGGUCAGAAAUGUGUUGUUGAUGAGAGAGGUCAGAAAUGAAUGGCCAGACUGGUUUGAGCUGGCAAAAAAGUGAAAUAUUAAAUAUCCACUCUGGUAAUAAGCAGAAAAGCAUCUCAGAACUCACAACACAUCACACUUUAAGGUGGCUGGGUACAAAACCAGAAGGCUACAUUGGGCUCCACUCCUGUCAGCUAAGAACUGAAACUCUCCAGUUUUGGUUAUCUGAAGCUCAUGCCUUUCAUCUGGAUGAUUUUCUGAGUUGUGCUGCUGCCAUGUGAUUGGUCGAUUGAAUAAUUGCAUGAAUGUACAAGUGUUCCUAAUUAAGUGUCUGGUGAGUGUAUGUGUUUGCAGCUAAAAGCUACUUUUGUGUGAUAGGUAGUAUCCUACUGAAGGUUUCAGGUGUGUCAGAAGCUUUUUACCUCAAUCCUUUGCAAGCCAGUGUGAAAGACCAACUGAGAUAUUCCCAUGCCACUUCUUUUAAAUCAUGCCCCUGCUAGUGGCUUUUGAUAGGAUUAUCUUAUCAAUGGUCCUAAUUGAGUUUGUGCCACUUUCAGCAUUCUUUCAAUAAUGUAAACUAGUGUGUUUUGUGUAUGCCAUGAAUAUCAAUUGCUUUGUGCAAAUGUGCUUUCUCAAGGAUAACCAAUACCAUACAGAUGCCAACCCUCACAACUCUCUUUGCUGCCCGAGUCAUCUGUGUCUAUACGAUUAUGCAAUUAGAUCAGUUUCACUGUGUUCAAGAACACCAGCUAAUACCCCAUCUGCCCCAGAAUUGGCGCUACCCAAGCUGGCUAUUCGAGUACACACCUACAAGAUGCUUUCUGUAGAUUUUGACUUCUUAAUCUUUCUGGAACUGGCUAGAAGAUGAAAUACACAGUACUGUCUUUGCCAUGGACAUGUAUGCCAUUGUGCAAUAUGGAGAAGCCAUCUGAAUGUAUAAGUCAUUGCCGGAUCAUCUCGGUUUAUGAGUUUUAUUAUGUAUGAUAAUGUAAUUUCAAGAUUUACAAAACAUUUGUUUUUUUAAUGUUGUGUCAGUUUGUGUUGACAGAAACUGUGUUGUUUUAUCCAGAUAGUAGUUGUAACUAUGCUUUAAUGAUGUGAUUGAUCAUGUAAAGCAGAGAUGUCCAAUCUCACCUACAGAAGCCUUGUAUGACUGCAGGUUUCCAUUCCAACCGAGCACAAGCCACACCUCACCUUCUUUAGGCUAUUGCUAUUGAUAUGAAUCAAUGACUAAAUGUGGCUUCUGUUUGGGUGGACUGAAAGCCUACAGCGACACUGCCUAUUUGCUAAUAUGACUGAAGGACAGACCAAGGGUUUUUAACACAUUGCUAGUCCUGGAUGCCAACUGUAAUGCAAGAUUGUGUUGCUUCAAACACACCUGAUCAAGCUUAUCUAACCCAGCAUUAUUGGUUAGCAGCACCGAGUAUGAAACAAAAUGGGAAUCCUUGAACCACAAUGGCAACAUGCAAAACAACUGGACUGGUAGUCAACGUUAUCUACUGAUCAACACACCUGUGGUUUAGUUGUUUUUCUCAGUGAUCAUAAUUCAUUACAAAGAUGUCAAAGUACUCUUGUCUAUUUCUGGUAACUUAACACCAUACCAUGAUAUUUCUGUGCAAUUGUUCGUAAAAACCAGGCUAAUGUUAAAUGAUCUGUGUGCUUCUCUAUGCCAACUGCUCAUCAUACCUUUUGCACUUUGUGAAAAUGAUUGCCGUUUUAAGUGAUUGUUCAGCCAUACUGUGACAAUGGUAACGUGUGAGGAUGUAUAAAUGCUUUUGGUAAAAUGA
This is a messenger RNA of Hemibagrus wyckioides, 6031 nucleotides long. RefSeq names its product testis expressed 2 (gene tex2). Gene Ontology annotation, cellular component: endoplasmic reticulum. The record is from RefSeq and is a predicted model, not a curated record. Gene Ontology annotation, molecular function: lipid binding. Lineage: Eukaryota; Metazoa; Chordata; Actinopteri; Siluriformes; Bagridae. The coding region runs from base 333 to 3635 and encodes 1100 amino acids. The transcript is spliced from 13 exons.